UUUUCGCUGUUAUAUCUUAGGUUAUACAGAUAAAUUAUCCAUGAUAUAAUCAGUUAAUUGUAUUUAGAUGUAUCCAGAACAUUAAGUUAGGUUGCAAUUAAUUCGCUUAAGAAGCUAUUAGUUUAGUAGAGACGGAAUUCCAAGAUAAUGGCCAGUGACUAUCUGAUAUCGAAAUGGAAGCUGUGGUAUACAUGGUUUGAUAUCAAUAAUGAUGGUAAAGUCGAUUUUGAAGAUGCUGAAGCUGAACGGUCAAAGUUCAGUAAGCUUCAUCACCUUAGUGAUGAGGAGAAGAAGUCGGUCAUGGAGGAAUUCGGCAACUGGUGGAAAGAGUACAUCUUGUGGGGACAGGCUGAAAUGACCGAACCUAAGUUCGUAGAGUUGAUGAACGAUGCUUAUAAAGCCGACAAAGCCAAGUUCUUGGAGAGGAUGCAAACAUGCUUUGAUAAGAUUUGUAAUAUUGUCGAUACAAACAACGAUGGGGACAUAUCGUUGGAAGAGUUCAACAUUAUUAUGAGGUCGGCCGGACACAAGGAUAAAUCAUUAGAUGAAAAAUUCUUUGAAAAUUACAAGCCUGUCGAUGGAAAGGUUCCAAUCAAGGUCAUUUCAGACUCGUGGGUUCAGUUUACUACCUGCGAGGACAGCACGAAACAUGAUUUAGUAAAGGCCGCUUUUGAGUUUGGUGUCUAAUAAAGACUAAUAUUUCAGACAAAAAACUGAUACAAAAGAAGUACCUGAAGUUUUACUCCGUACUCUUAAUUAGUUUUACAAAAUCGUAUCCUUUGCAAUAGUUUAAAUCAGUGUGCAUAUUUGCCUUUGAUACAAAUUAAUUAAUUCAGUGAAGGUUCAUACUGAAAUAUGCGUUCUGCUUAAUGCUUUACAAAUACAUGUAUAUAUUAUAUAUGUAGUACAAACAAAUAAAAUGAAAAGGAAUCAGG
Mercenaria mercenaria is the source of this 935-nucleotide messenger RNA. Its product is annotated as sarcoplasmic calcium-binding protein-like. The transcript has 3 exons. Lineage: Eukaryota; Metazoa; Mollusca; Bivalvia; Venerida; Veneridae. The coding region runs from base 148 to 687 and encodes 179 amino acids. The record is from RefSeq and is a predicted model, not a curated record. Gene Ontology annotation, molecular function: calcium ion binding.